Trichomycterus rosablanca is the source of this 675-nucleotide messenger RNA. RefSeq names its product fatty acid binding protein 7, brain, a (gene fabp7a). Gene Ontology annotation, biological process: fatty acid transport. Lineage: Eukaryota; Metazoa; Chordata; Actinopteri; Siluriformes; Trichomycteridae. The record is from RefSeq and is a predicted model, not a curated record. Gene Ontology annotation, molecular function: fatty acid binding. Gene Ontology annotation, cellular component: nucleus; cytosol. The transcript is spliced from 4 exons. Bases 78 to 476 code for a protein of 132 amino acids.
GGCGGUCAGUCUUCUGUCUGAGGGACUCAGUGCUGUUCAGUGCUCGUUGAAGCUCAUCGCCACCUCCACUCUUCACCAUGGUCGACGCCUUCUGUGCCACGUGGAAGCUGGUAGACAGCCAGAACUUCGAUGACUACAUGAAAGCGCUGGGCGUCGGCUUCGCGACGAGGCAGGUCGGCAACGUGACCAAGCCGACGAUCGUGAUCAGCCACGAAGGAGACAAAGUGACCGUCAAAACCCUGAGCACCUUCAAGAACACGGAGAUCUCGUUCACACUGGGGGAGGAGUUCGACGAGACCACUGCCGACGACAGGAACGUCAAGUCCACGGUGACUCUGGACGGUGAUCAACUGGUGCACGUGCAGAAGUGGGACGGCAAGGAGACCAAGUUCGUCCGGGAAAUCAAGGACGGCAAACUGGUCAUGACGUUGACCUUCGAAGGCAUCCAGGCCGUCCGCACAUACGAAAAGGCGUAAAGUACAGAACCACCGAGCUUCAGCUUCAGUGUUCCUACUCCUGGUGACUUGAUGACGCUCCAGCAACGUUAUUUUACACUGUAAACCUUUUAUCUGUCGGGAUUGCUUUUUUAACUGCUUUUUAUAUCAAAUGCAUGUGAUCAGGUGUUAAAGUGAGUAAAGUUUGUAAAACCGACUGAAAUACACGAUCGUCUCCACA